This is a messenger RNA of Paramisgurnus dabryanus, 7387 nucleotides long. NCBI's taxonomy places the organism in Eukaryota, Metazoa, Chordata, Actinopteri, Cypriniformes, Cobitidae. The record is from RefSeq and is a predicted model, not a curated record.
GGAAGAAGUAACAGGAACCAAUUUAUUUCUGUUCUCUUUAUAUUACUACAGAAAGUAAAAGUAAACCAGAUAUAAGUAGACAAUUUGUGCUGGUUAUUUCUAAACUUAGCUGUACUCCACAGAUUGGCUGCUAGAGGUUUCACGGAAUAAGAAUCUCACUGUAUAGUGCUACAGAGUGUUACACUUGACUUGAAUCUACACAGUAAAACAUUACCAGGAUUUAAUGUAAUUUACGAUCACAAGGGACAACAUCUGCAUUUGUUUUAAUCAGAAGAAGUUUAAAAAAUGAGUUCCAACUCCGGCUGGUUUUGGCUAUAAAAAUGAUGACAGAAAUGUUGAAGACAAACCUGACCUAAAGGAUAAAGAUGGAAGCUCCUGCUUAUCUUCUCUGGGUCUUUCUAGGCGUUCAAGCAUUAACUUUAGCAAAUGGAUGGACAUGGACAGAGUCAACAACAAUGGGUCCCUUUGCAUAUUCCUGCUAUAAAAGUUGUGGGUAUGGCUUUGGAAGCUGUUCAUGUGAAACCUCUUGUCAGUACCUUGGAAACUGUUGCCAUGACUUUAACAGUUAUUGCUCAGCCACAACUGAGGAGCCAGUAACAGCAACAGCUUCUCUCUCCUGCAGGUACAGCUGUGGCUACCAUCUUGGAAGCUGUUCAUGCAGAUACGACUGUCGUUACUAUGGAAACUGUUGCUAUGACUAUAACAGUUACUGCUCAUCAACAACCAAAGAGAUGGCAACAGCUUCACCCUCCUGCAGGCACAACUGUGGCUACCAUCUUGGAAGCUGUUCAUGCAGAUACGACUGUCGUUACUAUGGAAACUGUUGCUAUGACUAUAACAAUUACUGCUCAUCAGCAACAACUGAAGCGACAGCAACAGCUUCACCCUCCUGCAGGUACAACUGUGGCUACCAUCUUGGAAGCUGUUCAUGCAGAUACGACUGUCGUUACUAUGGAAACUGUUGCUAUGACUAUAACAAUUACUGCUCAUCAGCAACAACUGAAGCGACAGCAACAGCUUCACCCACCUGCAGGUACAACUGUGGCUACCAUCUUGGAAGCUGUUCAUGCAGAUACGACUGUCGUUACUAUGGAAACUGUUGCUAUGACUAUAACAAUUACUGCUCAUCAGCAACAACUGAAGCGACAGCAACAGCUUCACCCACCUGCAGAUACAACUGUGGCUACCAUCUUGGAAGCUGUUCAUGCAGAUACGACUGUCGUUACUAUGGAAACUGUUGCUAUGACUAUAACAAUUACUGCUCAUCAGCAACAACUGAAGCGACAGCAACAGCUUCACCCACCUGCAGGUACAACUGUGGCUACCAUCUUGGAAGCUGUUCAUGCAGAGACGACUGUCGUUACUAUGGAAACUGUUGCUAUGACUAUAACAGGUAUUGUCCAAUGUACACGACCCCAUGGCCAGCCAUGACAACAGAUUAUCAUGCUGGGUGUGGUGGACACCUGUAUGGUUCUGGGCUGUUUUCAAGUCCCAAUUACCCAAACUAUUAUUAUGACAAUGCCUACUGUGUGUGGUAUCUGUCUGCCCAGGCAGGACAGAGGAUCUUCUUGUCAUUUGCUGAUAUACAAUUGGAGCGCUGCUGUAACUGCGACUAUAUCUCUGUACAUGAUGGUUCUUCCACUGGUUAUCCAGUGCUGGGAAGGAUCUGCUUCAAUGAAAACACAAACCAAACCUUUCAUUCAUCUUCUCCAUACUUGACGGUUGUCUUCAGGAGUGACUCCUCUGUUGUGAGCAAUGGCUUUAAAGCCAUCUUUUCAAGCUCAUUGACCGCAGAUCAAGGUCGUGUGGACUGUUCCUCAGACAACAUGGUCAUUGUCAUUCAAAGGUCGUACUUGAAUUCACUUGGGUUGAAUGGAAAUGACCUUUAUGUGGAUGACAAUCGGUGCAGACCCAAAAUUAACAGUGCUGAGGUUGUGUUCCGCUUCUCUCUCAAUACAUGUGGGACCAGCAAAGAGAUGAUGAAUGGUUAUGUGACUUACACCAACAACGUGCGGGCAUCUCAGUCUCAAUCUCAAUUGGGUGAGAUCACCCGUCAGUCACAGUUUCUGUUACAUGUGGGCUGCAGAAUGGAGCCGGACACUGUUGUGCAGAUACUCUACAAGGCCAAAGAGGACAUCAAUGCUACCAUCACAGGAGCGGGUCGCUUUAAUGCCAGCAUUGCCUUUUACAACUCUAGCAGUUUCAACCAACAAAUUUAUGACUCUCCUUAUGAGGUGAACCUUAACCAAUACAUAUAUGUUCAGGUUGUGUUAGAUAGACGUGAUGAAAUCCUAGAUUUGUUCCUGGACACCUGUGUUGCAUCUCCAGAUCCAAAUGACUUCAAAAACCGCUCCUAUGACCUGCUGCGUAAUGGAUGUCCCAGAGACAGCACAUAUUAUUCCUACAUCAAUGGUCAGCAGCAUUACGCUCGGUUCCGUUUCCAGGCUUUUAAGUUCCUUCGGACACAUGCCAAUGUGUAUCUGCAGUGUAAGGUGAUCAUCUGCCCUGGAACUGAUACCAACUCUCGCUGUAGACGAGGCUGCCAAAAACGCCGCCGGAGGUCUCUUGAAUCCAACCAUGACACCAACACUCUGAUACUUGGGCCAAUCAAACUCAAAGGAGUGAAGCCUGAUCUUCAAGAGCUCAAUCUUCAAGAGACUGAGAUAGGAGAGUGAUUUCAACAUCAUCACCAUUAUAAUCAGUAAAAAAAGAUUAAAGCAUUCCUGAAAAUCUCAGUAUGACUGCCGUCUUUUCACUUUUACCAACACUAGAUCUUUAGUAUGCUGAAUUGUUCAUACAUGAAGGAGGCUGUCCUGUUAUGUAAACAUUUUAACAUGAGUGGUUGAAGUAGUUGUUUAAGAUCUGAAUGGAUUGUUUAAUAUUAUAUUUUAAAGUAAAAAUUUUGUAUGAGCACUAUAUUAAAUUAUUACAAGUAUUAUUUCUAAAUCCUCACCUACAUGACAAUGGAAUUUUGGUCCUUUAGUUGUGCUGUCAACGACAAUGCUAAUAAUCACAUCUGACAGCUUCCCAAGGAUUUAGGUUUACAUACUGUUAUAGGCCUAUCAGCUUAUUUUUGGGCAAAAUUAAAGCAGUAUGUCUUCAUGUCCAACUGUUUCUAGUUUAGCUGUGUUGGAAUUAAUUAUGGUUCAUAAGUCCUGCAUAUACUAUUUUUUAUUAUUUGAGGUUUUAGCUACAGCAGGGAAAAUAAGUAUUUGACACAGCAUUGAUCAGCAUUUUUAUCAGUAAGGGGAUUUCAAUUUAAGUAUACAAGUUGAGGCAUAAUAAAUAAAGUGAAAUGACACAGGGAAUAAGUAUUGAACACACUUUAUUUAAUACUUUGUAGAAAAGCCUUUGGUGAUUACAGCUUCUAGAGGUCUCUUGUAUGGAGAGACCAGCCGUCUGCAUUGCUCAGGAGUGAUCAAAAUGAGAGAGAGAGAGAGAGAGAGAGAGAGAGAGAGAGAGAGAGAGAGAGACCCUGACAGUCUUACAAGGCAACUUACAGUACUGGGAUUCAAGCCCAUGACCUUUACAUUGCUCUACCAGCUGAGCUCGUCCUAAACAGAACAUGGUGCAUAAUGUCACAAGGUGACGAUCUCUUGGGCGGAACCAAAAGUCGGGAAACUUUGGUUCCGCCCGGAUGUUUCCGUCCAGACCGGAAAACGGAAACACCGGACAUCCGGCAGAUUCACGGAGGCUGUAAUCAGCCGAUUGGGCACAGCUGUGCCUAGUUGAAGAGAUCGCUGGGCAAUUGGAUGACUGAAGUACAGAGAGGAGUAUAUAAAGCACAGUUAGAUCACAGUUUGGGAGUUCGGGCACGAGAGGGGGAUUGACACGGGGAGAGCUCCUCUGCUUAGGGCAGGAGAGGUAACUACGUACCUUUUGAAGAGCCCGCAGGCUCUGUUGAUCCGGGCUGCGCUUGAAGCGCACGGAAAGAAGACAGGAGCUGCCUGGGGUGAAAGAAAGGCGAUACGUGAGUGGAGAAAAGGAGCACCCCGAAGAGAGCAUUGUGCUGUCAAGCCUGUGCUUAGUGUGUGCUGGGAAACGGAGCUGUGCUCGUUUUUGGACGUGGUGGCUGUCUGUGGUUCUCUCUCUCUCUCUCGUUGCAGUCUUGAUUGUGGAGCUGCUGGAGUAAACAGGAAAAUCCUAUGGGUCGAAAAGGAACUUGUUCUAAUCAAUACUGAAGGAGUAAAGCAGGAAGAAAAUUGACCUUCUGGUACAACGUAAACAAAGGCUAUUCGCCGUGAGUAUACCCUUUUUGUGUGGAGUAACUGGCAAAAGUUAACUUGUAUAACUAUUGGAAACCUCCAGGAGAAGGAGGGCGGCCCUACCCCCAUAAGAGUGUGGUGGGCGAGCCGUGAGGAGUCCAACUUCAAACAGCCACCGCAACGAGACUUAUUGUGGUCGUAUUUCCCAUCGCCUUAUCGUAGCCCAAGCGCAGUGGAGGACACCGGGCGCUUCCCUUGUUGUGGUGCACUUCUAGUGUGGUGAGUGAGACUGUGUAAUAAAUCUUUUUCACGUUUGGAGUGGUGCUGUGUAUUGCUGUGGGUUGCUGUGUGUCUUGUAGACGAAGCCCCGCAUCAUCCAUUUUCUUCCACUGGGCAGAAGACGGAGAGGCCAACGACCUCAGAAACUACUGUUACUAUUUGUAGUGUGCUGUUUGGAGUACGAAGGGACGCAGACUAAGAGCUGUCCGUGACCGUGAGUAAACCAUUGGAAACAUUCGUGGUGUGAACUUACCUGUGUCUGUUUUGUCGCAGAGUCAGAGGCGAAAGGGUCCGCCGCCCCGUGGUCUCUACGAAAAGGGCGCCCCCGUCUAGGAAUCGAUCGGCCUAGGGGCAUUGGAGAUAGGGCAGCGCUCGACCCGGUGAGGUGGUGUGUGACCUUCGCCCCUCUGCUGACCUACGGAGGAGAACCAUACUUACCCAGAAAGCUGUAAACAGCAGAGCCGCGGCCACCUGUCGAGAGAGAGCAGAACGAGAGUGAAUCAUUGAAGAGCAAACUGGGAACGUGAUACCUACCCAGAAAGCUGUAAACAGCAGAGCCGGUGAGAAAUACUCGAAGUCUCAGUAACAGUGUCUUUGUGUUCUAGCGGCCACCUGUGGAGAGAGAGCAGAACGAGAAUGAAUCAUUGAAGAGCAAACUGUGAACGUGAUAUCUACCCAGAAAGCUGUAAACAGCAGAGCCGUGGCCUCCUGUGGAGAGAACGGAAAACGAGAAGGAACAUGAGGAGAAUGGACUGUGUGAAGAUACAGUGGUGGUGGAGGAGAGCCUAGAGUGGCCAUUGUUUUAAGUCCCCCGUUUCCCCUUCCCUAUUUAAUAUUUUUAAGUAAUUUAAUAAAGGAUAUUUUAAUUUCAUGCUUACCUUGUGUGUCUGGUCAUUGGGGUGGCUUUGGGAAUCUCCUCGAGGUGGAGAAAGGGGCGUGACCUUAUUUACAUCUGGGUCCACCCCUACCUGUGACAGAUUUGGCGUAGUCGGCAGUCCACCUCGGGUUGAGACCAAGGUCCCCCAAUGGCCUACCACGUUUUUUUUAAAGAAAAGCUCCCAUCAACACCCUAUCAGUCCCUAAACAACGCGUUCUCGGGACGAGAACGGAUUGGCGGGGGAGGAUGUCACAAGGUGACGAUCUCUUGGGCGGAACCAAAAGUCGGGAAACUUUGGUUCCGCCCGGAUGUUUCCGUCCAGACCGGAAAACGGAAACACCGGACAUCCGGCAGAUUCACGGAGGCUGUAAUCAGCCGAUUGGGCACAGCUGUGCCUAGUUGAAGAGAUCGCUGGGCAAUUGGAUGACUGAAGUACAGAGAGGAGUAUAUAAAGCACAGUUAGAUCACAGUUUGGGAGUUCGGGCACGAGAGGGGGAUUGACACGGGGAGAGCUCCUCUGCUUAGGGCAGGAGAGGUAACUACGUACCUUUUGAAGAGCCCGCAGGCUCUGUUGAUCCGGGCUGCGCUUGAAGCGCGCGGAAAGAAGACAGGAGCUGCCUGGGGUGAAAGAAAGGCGAUACGUGAGUGGAGAAAAGGAGCACCCCGAAGAGAGCAUUGUGCUGUCAAGCCUGUGCUUAGUGUGUGCUGGGAAACGGAGCUGUGCUCGUUUUUGGACGUGGUGGCUGUCUGUGGUUCUCUCUCUCUCUCUCGUUGCAGUCUUGAUUGUGGAGCUGCUGGAGUAAACAGGAAAAUCCUAUGGGUCGAAAAGGAACUUGUUCUAAUCAAUACUGAAGGAGUAAAGCAGGAAGAAAAUUGACCUUCUGGUACAACGUAAACAAAGGCUAUUCGCCGUGAGUAUACCCUUUUUGUGUGGAGUAACUGGCAAAAGUUAACUUGUAUAACUAUUGGAAACCUCCAGGAGAAGGAGGGCGGCCCUACCCCCAUAAGAGUGUGGUGGGCGAGCCGUGAGGAGUCCAACUUCAAACAGCCACCGCAACGAGACUUAUUGUGGUCGUAUUUCCCAUCGCCUUAUCGUAGCCCAAGCGCAGUGGAGGACACCGGGCGCUUCCCUUGUUGUGGUGCACUUCUAGUGUGGUGAGUGAGACUGUGUAAUAAAUCUUUUUCACGUUUGGAGUGGUGCUGUGUAUUGCUGUGGGUUGCUGUGUGUCUUGUAGACGAAGCCCCGCAUCAUCCAUUUUCUUCCACUGGGCAGAAGACGGAGAGGCCAACGACCUCAGAAACUACUGUUACUAUUUGUAGUGUGCUGUUUGGAGUACGAAGGGACGCAGACUAAGAGCUGUCCGUGACCGUGAGUAAACCAUUGGAAACAUUCGUGGUGUGAACUUACCUGUGUCUGUUUUGUCGCAGAGUCAGAGGCGAAAGGGUCCGCCGCCCCGUGGUCUCUACGAAAAGGGCGCCCCCGUCUAGGAAUCGAUCGGCCUAGGGGCAUUGGAGAUAGGGCAGCGCUCGACCCGGUGAGGUGGUGUGUGACCUUCGCCCCUCUGCUGACCUACGGAGGAGAACCAUACUUACCCAGAAAGCUGUAAACAGCAGAGCCGCGGCCACCUGUCGAGAGAGAGCAGAACGAGAGUGAAUCAUUGAAGAGCAAACUGGGAACGUGAUACCUACCCAGAAAGCUGUAAACAGCAGAGCCGGUGAGAAAUACUCGAAGUCUCAGUAACAGUGUCUUUGUGUUCUAGCGGCCACCUGUGGAGAGAGAGCAGAACGAGAAUGAAUCAUUGAAGAGCAAACUGUGAACGUGAUAUCUACCCAGAAAGCUGUAAACAGCAGAGCCGUGGCCUCCUGUGGAGAGAACGGAAAACGAGAAGGAACAUGAGGAGAAUGGACUGUGUGAAGAUACAGUGGUGGUGGAGGAGAGCCUAGAGUGGCCAUUGUUUUAAGUCCCCCGUUUCCCCUUCCCUAUUUAAUAUUUUUAAGUAAUUUAAUAAAGGAUAUUUUAAUUUCA